Molecule: messenger RNA, 1002 nt
Organism: Hansenula anomala
Lineage: Eukaryota; Fungi; Ascomycota; Saccharomycetes; Phaffomycetales; Wickerhamomycetaceae
Gene: CKA2
Product: casein kinase 2 catalytic subunit CKA2
Exons: 1
Coding region: 1-1002 (333 amino acids)
Biological process (GO): regulation of transcription by RNA polymerase III; protein phosphorylation; DNA damage response
Cellular component (GO): protein kinase CK2 complex; cytosol; nucleus
Molecular function (GO): ATP binding; protein serine/threonine kinase activity
Source: RefSeq, a predicted model, not a curated record
AUGUCAUACCCAAAGGCAGAAAGAGUGUAUUCAGUCUCCAAGGUUUAUGCUGAUGCUAAUGAAAAAAGACCAAAGGAGUAUUGGGAUUAUGAAAACUUCGAAAUUGAAUGGGGCCUCAUAUCAAACUAUGAAAUCGUCUCCAAAAUAGGACGUGGUAAAUACUCAGAAGUGUUCCAAGGUCUUAAUAUAGUUAAUAAUCAACCUUGUGUCAUUAAAGUGUUGAAACCAGUCAAAAUCAAAAAGAUAUACAGAGAAGUUAAGAUCUUGCAGAAUUUAACAGGAGGUCCAAAUGUUGUUGCAUUAUUAGAUUUAGUCAGAGAUGCACACUCAAAAAUACCUGCUUUGAUAUUUGAAGAAGUUAAAAAUGUUGAUUUUAGAACUUUAUACUCAAAAUUCAAAAGAAGUGACAUUCAAUACUACUUCACUCAACUUCUUACUGCAUUAGAUUAUUCACAUUCAAUGGGUAUCAUCCAUAGAGAUGUGAAACCUCAAAACAUCAUGAUUGAUCCAUUCAACAAAAAACUAAGGCUUAUUGAUUGGGGUUUAGCUGAAUUUUAUCAUCCUGGUGUUGAUUAUAACGUUAGAGUUGCUUCAAGAUAUCACAAAGGUCCAGAAUUACUUGUAAAUUUGAACCAGUAUGAUUAUUCUCUAGAUUUAUGGUCUGUUGGUGCCAUGUUAGCUGCCAUAGUUUUCAAAAAGGAACCAUUUUUCAGGGGUGAUUCCAAUUUCGAUCAAUUAAUCAAAAUUGCUAAAGUUUUAGGUACAGAUGAACUAUACUCAUAUCUAAAAAAAUAUGGCUUGAAGUUGUCAAAAGAAUAUAAUGAUGUUUUGCUUCCAUGCCCAAGAAGACCAUGGAGUUCAUUCGUUACUGAUUCCAAUAAGUACUUGGUUGAUGAUGAAAUUGUUGAUUUGAUUGAUCAUUUGUUAAGAUAUGACCAUCAAGAGAGAUUAACAGCUAAAGAAGCUAUGGCUCAUCCAUUUUUCAAAGGAACUCCAAAGUGA